Betta splendens (Siamese fighting fish) is the source of this 1803-nucleotide messenger RNA. RefSeq names its product NOP2/Sun RNA methyltransferase 5 (gene nsun5). Gene Ontology annotation, biological process: rRNA base methylation. Gene Ontology annotation, molecular function: methyltransferase activity. NCBI's taxonomy places the organism in Eukaryota, Metazoa, Chordata, Actinopteri, Anabantiformes, Osphronemidae. The record is from RefSeq and is a predicted model, not a curated record. Gene Ontology annotation, cellular component: nucleolus. The coding region runs from base 241 to 1686 and encodes 481 amino acids. The transcript is spliced from 3 exons.
UGUCCUUUUUGCUUCCGGAGUCAUGACCCCUCAUCCUGCCAUGUGCGCUGUCCAGGAGUAAUGAAUUCGCGUGUGUGACGCCCGAAUGAGGAAAUUAAACAAGGUCAUUGUUUUUGUUCGGUUCUGAGGGAAAACGAAUACAAGACGACGGGACGAGGAUCAGGCCAGAUACCGAUAACGACCAGAAGAGGGAACGAGCUGCUCCGGGUUGUUAGCUAGCUGGACAAGGGGGUUCUCACCAUGGCUCUGUACGUAAAAGCCGCAGAGAUCCUGCAGAAAGCCGAGAAGAAGCAGGGCGCUUUGAAAACGCUGGUCUAUGACAGCAAAUUCUCCAACAUCAAGCAGCUGUUCGCGCUGGUGUGCGAGACCCACAAGUUCUCCUCCAUCCUGCAGGAGGUCAUCGAGGCCACCAAGCUGCUCAAACAGACCAAGCUGCAGAUGCACCUGGCCAAGGUGCUGGUGUACGACCUGUUGAUGGGCCAAGGGCUCAAAUGCGGCGGCUCCUGGAAGGCCAUGAUGCUGAAGCACCGCUCCAGGCUGCAGGCAGAGCUGGCCCGCAUGAAAGUAAGGCAGAAGGUCAGCAGGAACGAAGACCUGCUGCCCGCCGGUGCCCAGCGGGCGUCCGGGGACCAGCUGCCCAGGUAUGUGCGCGUGAACACGCUGAAGACCACCGUGGAUGAUGCCGUGGACUACCUGAAGAGAGACGGCUUCUCCUACCUGGGACAGGCCACCAGAGUGGACGAUGUGAACCUGAAGAGGAAAGAUUUCGUGAGGGACCUUCACCUCCCGGAGGUGCUGGCGUUCUCUCCCAGAACGGACUUCCACGAGCACUUCCUGUACAAGGCGGGCCACAUCAUCCUGCAGGACAAAGCCAGCUGCCUCCCCGCCUUUCUCCUCGACCCCGCACCCGGCAGUCGAGUCAUCGACGCCUGUGCCGCUCCCGGAAACAAGACCAGCCACCUGGCCGCCAUCAUGAAGAACAAGGGGAAGCUGUUUGCCUUCGAUUUGGACGCCAAGCGCCUGGCCACCAUGUCGACCCUCCUGCUCCGAGCGGGGGUCACCUGUCACCAGUUGGCCCACUGCGACUUCUUGAAGGUGGACCCUGACAGCCCACAGUAUAAAGAUGUAGAGUACAUCCUGCUGGAUCCCUCCUGCAGUGGAUCAGGUAUGGUGUGCCUCCGGGACGACGCUUCUGACCAGGACGAGGAUCAGGCUCGCUUGGCCUCCUUGGCCUCCUUCCAGCUGCGGUGCCUGAAUCACAGCCUCAGGUUCCCCCACCUGAAGCGUCUGGUCUACUCCACCUGCUCCAUCCACAGACAGGAAAACGAGGACGUGGUAACGGCUUGUCUGCAGCAGAACCCCGGCUUCAGGUUAGUCCCCCUGCUGCCUCAGUGGCCCGAGCGGGGCCUGGAACCGCUCACUCAGUGCCUGCGAGCCAGCGUCAGCAGAACGUGCACACAUGGCUUCUUUGUCGCUCUGCUGGAGAAGGCCGCGGGGCACGGCAGUUCACAGGUGACGGCACACGGACCCUCCACGUGCGAGAAGAGACCCGCUGGUUCUGCAGACGAGUCUGGAGCCUCGGAGACGGAGGAGAUCCAGACUCCUGCUGCAGCACAGACUGACGGUACUAAUGGCAAGAAGAAGAAGAAGAGAAGUAGGAAGAAGAAGAAGGCAGCAGCAGAGUGAAUUUGAAAAUUAUUCAUUAUUAAUGAAGAUUUUAUUUGAUGCAGGGUCUGAACGUCUUUAACUCUAAUUGAGUUUGGGGGAAUGAACUACAAAAUAAAAGUCUUUUAUUGAACUACA